Molecule: messenger RNA, 6609 nt
Organism: Dendrobium catenatum
Lineage: Eukaryota; Viridiplantae; Streptophyta; Magnoliopsida; Asparagales; Orchidaceae
Product: putative disease resistance protein RGA4
Exons: 1
Coding region: 5322-6473 (383 amino acids)
Source: RefSeq, a predicted model, not a curated record
UAGACGCCUUAUGUCCGCUAAUACGAAUGUUGCGGAUCCGGUGGCGUGGCGUAGCAGCUUCUGAAUAGAUUUGUUCGCUGCUUCGUACAGGUAGACUGUCGUGCACUACUCGUUGCAUUCCGCUGGUGGAUCGUAGUGUAUUAACGAGUCUCCUGCUUUUUCGGUUUGUUGAUUCUCGCAUUCAUCAUGGUUCUUCCAUAUUUGCUUACAUAUAGUGUACUUUAUAUAUAAUGAAUUUUCUACAGUAACUCGUAGGAGCUUGCAUUCGUUGUAGUUAUCUUGCACUUUGCUUGUGGAUAGCUUUCUUAGGCACAUCUUAAAGAACCAAAUUGUUGCUAAGGUUCUUCGUGAUUUAUCUGUAAUUCUCAUAAUUCUCUCUUGACUGUCGUUGAUUUCACUUGACUGGAUAAGUGACUUGUAAUUCUGCUUUUUUUUUAAUUAUUGAGAAAUUUGACAUGUCAUAAAGACAUCUUAGUAAAAUAAAGAUCUCAGACAUAUGAGAUAAGCCUCUUUGUUGCUAUGCUCCCAUGUUAUACAGUUUGUAGAUGCUUUCUUUUACCACAAUCUCUUCUCCGUCUUGCUUGUGAUAUGAUAUGUUGCAUGUCCAUGUCCAUGAAGGAUCCCUUGUACUUGCAAUUUCUCUACUGUUGUUGCUUAUAGAUGAGCCGUAUUUAUCAUAUUUCCCUUUGAAACGCACUUGCGAAUGGCAUACUUUUGUAGUUGCUCAUGUGCAUUGCAAUCGUAUUACUCUUAUUUGUGCACAAUAUGCAAAGGGCAUUUUUACUUAGUGUAUACCCUUCAAUAUUAUUUCUUAAAUAUCUUCUUCAACUUUGUUUCUUGCAUGGUUGGGUAUAUGAACUUUUAAAUUCAUAUUCAAAAAUCCAUUGAUUACAAAUUCUUUGUUGUCUUUGAGAAUAAUCUGUAGCAAUCAUAAUGGACCUAGUGAUGUUAUAUGUUGAUGCUUAUUCUCCAAUCAUCAUGACAUGUUUUAUUACAUAUUACUAGUUUCUUCUAUCAUCACUUGCAAGUUGAGACAUUGUUGCUUUUUUUUGUAAAUAAAUUGUAUUUGACCCUUGUUCAUCACACAUUCAUUGCAAGUCUAUCUCACUUGGUUCAGACCAAGUUCAUAAGUCUCAUGUGAUUUAUUCAAUUCAAGUUCAUGUUCAUAGUUCUAUGUCCAACUCAUUUGAGUUCAAAUAGUCCCCUGCUGUCUUCUAGAGUCCAAGUCCAAGUUAAAAAUGAGUUCAAUCAAGUUCUAGUUCAUUUGCACAUUUUUUUAUUUAUUUGGGUUCAACUUCAGUUAAGUCCAUUUGAUUCAAGAAUGAGUCCACAAAUGUCCAAAUAAUGUCCAAGUCCUUGUAUGUAUUUCAGACAAAAUUUUGGCAGCCUCCCGGCGUCUCCCCCGUUUAGGAGAAAAACUAAGAGACCGCCUACCCGCCACGUCAACAAAGACGUGCACGGUUGGAGUUUGUGAGACACCGCGGCAGUAUUUUUUUUUGUAUUUUUCUCCCACCACGGCCAACAAAGGCGUGCAUGGGGUUUUAAAAAGUAUUUUAUGAAAAGAUACAGUUUUCCUUUCCCCCCGCCCGAGGGUACUUAUAAGUGACCCUGCUUCGCCGUACGUGCCGCACCAGGAUCACAUCCCACCACGGCCAACAAAGGCGUGCAUAAGACGGUUCUCCGAUUUGCCACGAACAUUGAAGUAGGGUUUUGGUGAUUGUCCGCUUUGUCGUAAGCAUCGAACAGGCGUUCCAUCCCACCACGGCCAACAAAGGCGUGCAUAGGUGGUUUUCCGGUCCGCUACGAACAACAAAACGAGAAUCUGAGUUAGAAAUUCAUACCUUCGCGAUGAUUGGUGGCGACGACGAGAUGCACAAAUACAACACAUUUCCUCUUUUUUUUAUCUCUUCUUUUUUUUUUCUUUUCUUUCUUUUUUUUUUAUCACUCAUACAUAUACACACACAUACAUGUACCAACAAUGAUAAUAUAACUAACUAAUACUAUCGACUGAUUAACAAGAUUGGUAAAAGACUCACAAUAAUCAACAUUGAUAACUAGCAUUAAUGAUAAUACUGGUAAAGUAAAAUGGAAUUAGAAUGAACUAAAAAAAAAAACUUUGCUGCUUGGGCCCUUGCCAAGGGAUUUGCUUGAGAAAUUAGGUGGGCUUUUUGGCCUUAGAAUGGGUAUAGGAGAAUUUCUUGAAGUGUGGGAUUGUUUUAAUGUGAUUCUGGAUUGCUGUAGGUUCCCACGUGAGAAAAGGGAGCAAGAAGCUUGGUGUAAUUCAUGUGAAAGGAGCAGAAGGUGAGAUACAGUAAAUGCAAUACUCUCCAAAACAAACUUUACGUGAAAAGCUUUCUUGUGGGUGGAUUUAUAAGAAAAUGAGCUGGGAUUCGGCGUUGAGAAGAACAAGGUUGAGCUGUUGAUCUUCAAGUGUAGAGAGCUGUAGGAGUUGGCUGUGAUGUGGAGGAGAUCGAAAGGGAGUAGCUGCUGUUUUUGCUUGGAGUAGUUCGGAGCAGCAGAGGGGAAGAUGUCCAACAAACUUGAACUGAUCACUAUUUCUUCAUUUCUUUUUAUAUCAAGGUCCUUGGUUAGAUAUUUCUCUUUAAUGUUAAUCUCGCAAAAUGACAAGCAGAAUAGACCCCAUGCUGAGUCCGUGAGGUGCUCUCCAUUUUACUGUCCAUAUGGAAAUAGCCGAGAACCUCUUCCACAGUAAGCUUCACCAUUUCAGGUGCAGUUGGGGCUUGGAAACAACUCAGGUUGGUAUAUGGGAAGAUGGUUGAGCAGAAAAAUGUAUUCGGGACUCCUUGCUUGCGGUCUUGAAGCAAAAACUCUUGAGUUGCCGGUAAUAUUACUUCAUUGGCGUGUAGCAGAGAAAAGGAAAUGGAAGAGCAAGACUUUCGGUUUUUCUAUCGUUGUGGAGAAGCGGGCUGCCUUUGUUGUGAUGGAAGACUUCUGGGAGAAAGUGAGAGCUUCUUUCCUUUGUGAGGAGAAGGAGAUAUUGGCGUUGGGUAGAUUGAAGAGGUGGAGGCUUUUAUUUUUGUUGUUCCAAAAAGAAAGUCCAACCGGACUUCAUUCUCCUAUCUCUUAAUUGAUGAAGCAGAUCUCCCCUCAGAUGGGUUUUACGGGACGAGAUCGCAAGCUCAGCGGGAUUCAAGGAGUUUUGACAGGAUUCAGAGAAGAAAUAAUCCGAUUUGAUACGAGGUUUGCAUUAAUGACAUUAAAUCCGAUUUGACUUUUGAUUUCUAUCAAAUUAAUAAUAAUAUUUAAUGAUAAAAUAUUAUUAUCAAUAUUAUGAUUAAUCAGAAUGACAUUUGAUCUUGAUUUGCAUGUUUCCUCGAUAUUUGUGGGUAUUUAAUCUCGUUGUGCGUGUCGAUCUUGCCGAACAAUCAUAAUUGGACAAAUUAAUAAUGGAUUUAUGGUAUUUCUGAUGUUCCGGUCGCAACGGCGAUGUCCGUCUUGAAAUCGGACGUCAUUUGAGUAUCGUCGAGGUCUCAUUUUCUUCGAAAAGCGUGUUUUGCCUCGAGAUUCGUGCCACCAUUAUGGAUACUUAAAAUUGAAUAAACAAAAUACAGUUUUCGAAGGUUGACAACGUUCCGGACGCAAUGGCACUAUCCGUUUGUUAAUCAGACGUCGUUUGGGUGGCAACGAGGCAUCAUUUCUUUCGUAGCGUAUGCCUUCGCGUCAUAUUUGAGUCGACUUUAAAAUUUACGACACCACCUCAAACGAUCCAAUUUGAUCAAAUAAAAUAUAUAUUUCUAAUGGCGAUGACGUUUCGGACGCAAUGGAGCUGUCCUUUUGUCUAUUGAACAUCAUGUCAUCUCCGAAGAGGUAAAUUUCUUUGAUAUGCGCGCUUUCGCAUCAUAUUUGGAUCGUCUUUAAAAUUUGCGACACCACAUUAAACGAUCCAAUUUGAUCAAAUAAAAUGUAGACUCUUAAUGGAAAUGACGUUUCGGACGCAAUGGUCCUGUCCAUUUCAUGAUCGGGCAUCAUGUCGUCUCCGAAGAGGCAAGUUUCCCUCGUAACGUGUGCCUUUGGAUCAUAUUUGAAUCGCCUUUGAAAUUUACGACGCCACCUCAAAUGAUCCAAUUUAAUCAAAUAAAAUGUAUAUUCUUAAUCCUAAUGAUGUUCCGGACAUAAUGGCGCCACCCAUUUUACAAUCGGACAUCAUUUCACCACCGACGAGGCUAAGAUCCCUCGAAAUACACGCCUUAGCAUCAUAUUUGAAUCCCUUUGAAAUUUGCGACACCACAUCAAACGAUCCAAUUUGAUCAAACAAAAUGUAGAUCUUUAAUGGCGAUGACGUUCCGGACGCAAUGGCGCUGUGCGUUUGUCGAUCGGACGUCGUUCGAGCAUCUUCGGGGACUCGUGUCCGCGAUAUACGCAUCUUUGCAUUACAUUGGAAUUUGUGCUACCAAUCUAUAUACUCCAAAUGGAAUAAACAAAAUGCAAUUUUCGUAGGUUGGCAAUAUUCCGGAUGCAACGAUGAAGUCUAUUCGUCAAUCCGGGAUCGUUUGAUCAGUCUUGCACUUUAAUUUCUGGUGUCGGUCGUCCCUUUUGACUGGUCUCGUCCGAUUCGAUUGUGAGAGGCCUCGACCCAAUAGAAUUCAAUGUUCUGAUUGCAACGACACCGUCCGUUUGGCAAUCAAAUGUCAUUUGACCCUUCAAGUGACGUAUGGUGCCAAGGGGAGCAAGGCUUUAUUCACCAAUUGGGGUCCUUUCUCUCAUGGUUUGAGAUAUAGGGGUCAACAGUACAAAGUUGCCUUCUCCAAUUCCUAAAACUCUUCGACACUUGUCUGUUCUAGCUGAAAAUCCAAACAUCAUAAAGGAGAUUGAGAAGUUUAAAUAUUUGCAUUCUCUUUCCUUGUUCUAUCUACCUUCUUAUCAGGAUAUCUGUGCACUUGGUAAAAUAUUCAAAGCAAUGAGAAGCCUACGCUUGUUAGAGGUAUUUGCCACAACCUUGGAAAUGAUACCUGAGGAGAUUGAAAAUUUGAUACAUCUUCGAUUCUUAAAUAUUACAAUUCGGGAUUUGACUAAGCUGCCAAGAUCUGUAAGUAAUCUCUAUCACUUGCAAUACAUAAUCUAUAUUGGAUGGAUGCCAAGGCAACUUGAAGAGGAUUUUUUACCAAGUGACAUUAAUAACCUUUCUAACUUGCGUUACUUGGAAUUUUCAUAUGGUUGUAUUUCAUCGAUAUGUGGGAUUGAGAAGCUAAAGUAUCUUACAGAACUGAAUAACUUUGUUGUUAGAGAUGUGAGUGGUUAUAGAAUUGGGGAGCUGAAGAACAUGAAUGAUCUUUGCAAAUUAGGAAUCACUUGCCUUGAAAAUGUUAAGGAUGCCGAGGAGGCUCACAGAUUUGACCUUAUGGUGGAAUAUCACUGAUUUGAGGAACAUCAAUUUAUAUGAGAAUGUGCUCGACAACCUUCAGCCACCAAAUUGUCUAAGGAAUCUGAAUAUAGAUAGCUACAUGGGUGCAAGGUCUGCUAUAUGGAUGAACAACGUCAAUCUUAUCACCAAGCUAGAGAAAAUCAAUUUGACAAACUGCAUGGAGUGGGAAACUCUUCCACCUUUUGGGCAACUGCCCUUCCUCAAGACACUGAUACUUGAUAAAAUGCCGAAAGUAAAAUGGCUCGAAAGUAAAUUUAAUGGGAAUGAUAAAUACCGUGCCUUUCCAUUGCUAGAGGUUUUACAUAUUACGGAAUUAGAAGCAUUAGAGGAUUGGUUUGAGGCAGGAGUAGCUGCUGAAGAUGGAUGUUUGUUUCCUUGCUUAAUUCAACUGGAGCUCCAAAUCUGCCCGAAGUCGAAAGAGUUGCCCUCUUUGCCUUCUAAUCUCAAGAGCUUGGACAUGCUAUAUACGGGGUGGAAGACUUUGAAUUUUUGUAGCAAUUCAAAUCCUAUUCUUCUUGAAUCAUUAAAGGUCACUUACUGUCCAAACAUUACAUCUAUUCGUCUGGCUGAUGAAAUAGCAAGACUUGCAGCACUAAGAGACUUGACAAUUAUAAAUUGCCCCAAUCUGAUCUCUCUCGGAAGAUAUCCAGAAGUGGAGGCCAAUAAUAAUUGUCAUCUCAUGCUCAACUUUCUUGAAAUAAGUGAUCCAUCGAUGUUGCUAAUGGAGCCAUUGAGAAGUAUCGCCUCCUUAAAAAAGCUGAGUAUUAUGUAUAAUGAUGAGGUGGUUUCAUUUCCAAAUGAGGCGGAGCAGUGGUUUCUGAAUGUUAGUUCAUCUCUUUCUGAGCUGCAAUUUAAAUGGCUCAAAUCCUUAGUCUCUCUCCCUUCAACCUUGGAAAGCUUAUCUUCGCUUCAGAAACUAUCUAUUGGUCCUGCCGUUCAUAUGCUUCGGGAAUUACCGAACCUUCCUCCCUCUUUGGAAUCUCUAUCAGUUGGGGGAUGUCAUCCAGAGUUAAAGGAGCGCUAUCGAGAGGAUGGAGGCUCCGAUCGCCACAAGAUUGCUCACAUUCCUGAAAUCUAUAUUUCUACCUAAGCAAACUUCUUUUUACGUACGUACUUAUCUUAUUUGUUUGAUAUCCGUAUUUUUUAAUGCAAUCUCAGCAUUAAUCUGUUUGUAAUAUUUGAUGUAAUCAAUUUUAUUUAUGUAUCACUCGAUGUACUCAACUUUA